Messenger RNA from Alternaria alternata, 1350 nucleotides. RefSeq names its product MFS general substrate transporter. The coding region runs from base 1 to 1350 and encodes 449 amino acids. The transcript has 4 exons. NCBI's taxonomy places the organism in Eukaryota, Fungi, Ascomycota, Dothideomycetes, Pleosporales, Pleosporaceae. Gene Ontology annotation, cellular component: membrane. Gene Ontology annotation, molecular function: transmembrane transporter activity. Gene Ontology annotation, biological process: transmembrane transport. The record is from RefSeq and is a predicted model, not a curated record.
AUGCACGGGAACGGCUAUGAAGAGAAUACAGCAGCAGAACGCGAGCUCGUCCACAAGAUCGACCUGUUUCUGCUCCCAUGUAUCUGGGUUGUCUACCUACUCUCCUAUAUGGAUCGAUCGAAUCUCGCAAACGCUCGAGUCGCGGGUAUGGGCACCGACCUAGAGAUUAAUGAUCGCCGUUACUAUCUCUGCGUUGUUGCAUUCCAGAUCGGCUACGUUAUCGCAGAGAUUCCUUGCAACAUGAUCUUGUCGAGAUCACGACCAUCGAUCUUCAUACCAGUCAUUAUGGUCUUGUGGGGAUCUGUUUGCGCAAUCAUGGCUUGUGCUCAGACCUGGCAACAGCUUGUCGGUCUCCGAUUCCUCCUGGGUGUUGCCGAGGCCGGGUUUAGUCCUGCAGUAAUGUUCAUUGUGUCUAGUUGGUACCGCAGAGGGGAACAGUCGAAACGUUUUCUCGCCUUCCACAGUGCAGGAAUUUUCUCUGGAGCUGUAGGAAGCAUCCUCGCUGGCUCAAUUACUGGAGGCCUAGAUGGUUCUCGUGGCAUCGAGGGCUGGCGUUGGUUGUAUAUCGUCGAAGGGGUCAUCACUGUCGCGGCAGCAUUCCCUGUACCAUUUAUCCUACUCGACUACCCCCUCACCUCGAAACGACUCUCUACGGAAGAACGGACACUCGCCUACGACCGACUUGCCGCAGACGGUAUCACCAGCCGGAACGACGACGAAUUCACGAUCAGUCACAAACAAGCAUUACAAAUGGCAUUUUCCAAUUGGAGGUUAUAUCCUUUGAUGAGCGGAUACAUGAUCAUCAUCGGGAAUAUGACACUGUCGAAUUUCUACCCUACAUUCGUCAUGUCUUUUGGUUACGACAGAGAAGACGCUCAAUACAUGACAGCACCGCUAUAUGGUGUAGCACUCGUCGUGGCUGUAAUUGCCUGCGUCAUUGCCGACAAAGUUCCAAGAUGGCGCGCAAUAUUCACCAUGGCAGUCCUUCUGAUCUUCGGUACCGUGUUUUGUGCACUCGCGUCGGUCAUUACAGCAUCUAUUCCUCGAUAUAUCUUCCUCUGCUUCAUAAACACUGCAAUUUGGUGCGGAAACCCACUAGCGCUCUCAUAUACCAGUACAGUUCUGGGACUAGCUCAGCCAGAGGUGAGAGCCAUUUCCCUAGCCAGUAUCAACGGAGCCGCCAAUCUCGCCCAGCUUUACGCUACAGAGAUCAUCACAGUAUCCAAACCACCUCUGGCUAUUAUGGGAUUCCAAGUAUUUUCUGGACUCUUCGCAAUCGGCGCUCUGAUCUAUCUCGCAUGCUUCUUCAUAUAUCAGAAAUGGCCCUACAAAUCCACGCAGACGGCUUGA